This is a messenger RNA of Cercocebus atys (sooty mangabey), 994 nucleotides long. RefSeq lists its product as uncharacterized. The record is from RefSeq and is a predicted model, not a curated record. Bases 1 to 978 code for a protein of 325 amino acids. Lineage: Eukaryota; Metazoa; Chordata; Mammalia; Primates; Cercopithecidae. The transcript is spliced from 4 exons.
AUGGUGGUUGUCAUGAAGCUCCAGGCUGCUGAAGGCUGCUAUCAGCCCUGCAACCUCCUUCUGCCCCCACAAGCCAUGCUGAAGUCUGAAAUCCCUGGAGGCUGGUUUGGCGGCAGGCAAAGACUGAAGAUACCUGCCGAGACCAGAUGUAACCAAGGUCCCCACUUGCCACCUGGACUGCGGCGUCGAGCUUUCGGCUCCACCAAACGCUCAUCUGGCCUGGCAGCGAGCGGCGGAAGACCCCGGGAGCCCGGCACAGAGCGCACCGAGCCCGGCGGAGAGCAGAGCUGUAGGCACCCGCAUCUCCAGGAUGAUAGGCAACAUUGCAACAAAUCUCUAUACCCAGCAGCUCAGGGGGCUCCAAGCAGAGCAGCAAGUUCGAGGAUCCGGGCGUGGAGCCGAGUGAGGCCGCAGCCCAGCGGGCCUCGGGCGGUGAGUAUCCGAGGCCGCGCGCGCCGCGGGCCUGGGGAAUGGAGCGGCGCUGGGGGCAUCGGAGCCUGGUUUCGGAUGGCCGCUGCACCCCAGGAACCCCCGGGAAGGGGUAACCGGCGGUUCAGGGCAGACCGCCAGGCGGAGCCUGGGGACGCGCGCCUUGCUGCUCAAGCCGGCCGGGACCCCGCAAGCGUCAUCCAGGGCACCCCCGUCUGGCUGGAGAGGCGCUCUCUGCCCGGAGCCCAGCCUCGCUGCCCGUCUGCUCUCCUGGCCGGUUUGGAACUCGAACUGGACAGUGUUGAGGCGCAGAGCGGAGGACCCCAGGUUCCGCCUAGAGACAUCGGGGGUUGCGGAUGCCUCUCUGCACAGGCUGUGGUGCUGCAGCCUGCCCGGCUUCCCCGCGGGGCUGCUGGCUUCCGAACGCGCCGAGGGAUGCGUGGUGCCCGAAGCGGGGACGUGAUCUCGGGAUUCUUCAUCUGUAAAAUGGGGACAUUCAUGCCAAUUGGACUGGAUCGCGUUGGAGAAGCCACCAAGCACAGUCCGUGACCCAGAAGCAUGUAUG